Purpureocillium takamizusanense is the source of this 270-nucleotide messenger RNA. RefSeq lists its product as uncharacterized. The transcript has a single exon. The coding region runs from base 1 to 270 and encodes 89 amino acids. The record is from RefSeq and is a predicted model, not a curated record. Lineage: Eukaryota; Fungi; Ascomycota; Sordariomycetes; Hypocreales; Ophiocordycipitaceae.
AUGACCCGCCGCCCGUCUACGAGCUCCAACUCGGACGCCUCGUCUACCCUCUCCGGCUCGACGGCAUACUCCUACACCAAGGACCCCAGCGCCGUGACGGUCGAGGAGAAGGAGAAGCGCCGCGGGUUGCGCCAAAAGGCGCGGGACGUGGUCCACGACCUUGGCGCCCCGCCCACCAAGAGGCAGGACGCCAAGGACGGCAAGCACACGUCCAACUUUGCCGAAGUGGCCCUCAUCGGCGACGGGCUCUCCAACCUGCCCAAGGUCUAG